UGUGAAAUUAGCCAUUUUCCUGUAUCUCAAACUUCCCUCAGCCGUCGCGGAAACGUUGAUUCAUAGUGUAAAAAGGAUUUAUGAACAGGAGUGAGGGCAGACUUGGACCUGUUCGUGCCUUUUUAGGUCCUCGGGGCCGCGCAGGCUUCGGCCCAAUGAAAGUGAAAGUGAAAGUGAAAGUGAAGCGGCUCCGUGCUGCACUAAGCUAGCUGUGCUCUGUCGAGCAGCAAGAUACACAGAGACCUGAGAGGACUCAAACGCAGGACACGGUGAAGAAUUCAGCAGUUUUAAUGUGAAGUGUGAUAACUGGCAGGCACAGACACUGGAGAGUCUGUGUGAGCUGCUGUGGGUGAGAGUGGGUCGGACAGGCGGCCAAAUCCAAGGCUUUCUAAUAGAUUCUCUGAGAGAGGAGAGGGACGGGCAGGGGAAGACUCAACCUGAGAAACAAGCCAGCUAAACUGAAGGCCUGAGUCACACCACCACAUCAACAGCACAACAGUCAGGUGAGGAGCAGUGGUGAGAGCCGAGGUUAAAUACCUAGCUUGACUGUAGAUGGAUGACAGGUGUUUCUAAAAGCCACGCCUGCCACUGAAAGAUUCAGCCUCCUGCAUUCUCACCAUCUACCAUGACGAAAUGAUUGAAGUGGCAGCCUGUGGAUUAUUCCUCCUUAUUUUCGAUGCCGUUCUGGGCUCAGCACUGUGGGCCAGCCUGGUGCUGCUGGAGUACCCCAGCUGUGGUGGACUGGUGGGCAUGUGGGCCUUUGGAGCCAUAAAGUGGGUUUUUCUCCAUGUUUUCUCCAUGUUGCUGACUGAUGGAAAGCCCCAGCCUGUGCUCCGCAGGUUGGUGGGCCUCCUCUGCCUCCUUCCUCCUGUGUUUGAAAGCGGAUGUUUCCUGAAGGCAUCUUCUGAGCCUUACCGGGGCCCAUCUCCUAACCUCACCAUGCUGCUCUUAGGUCCAAUGGCCUCAUCUCUGGCCUGUUUAAUUUGGGAAAAGGGCCUCUGUGGGAAUGGAAAGAUGAAAAAGGACAGCGGCAAACUGGAUACCCGGAGGCUGCUUAUGAGGACAUUAAAAUAUUUCAGACCAGACACUCUCUACCUGAUUGCAGCUUUUGGUUUCCUCAUCUUAGGAGUCAUCUGUGAUACGUUUAUCCCGCUCUAUCAGGGGAAUGUCAUUGAUAUGCUGAGUGGUAAAGUACUGGAAGCAGGCUUCGGUUAUGCAGUCGGACAGCUCGUUCUCGUUUCUCUUGGAAGCGCACUCUUCUCUGGCAUGAGAGGCGGCACAUUUAUGUGCGCCUUGGCCAGACUGAACAACAGGCUGAAGCAUCUGCUGUUUCACACUCUCCUGAAGCAGGAAGUGCAGUUCUUUGAUGAAAACAAUGCUGGUCGUCUUUCCUCCCGCUUGCACUCUGACGUGGACAGGAUGGGCCGCACGGUAGCGCUGAAUGCUAACGCCGUGGUUCGCAGCACAGUGAAAACUUUCCUCAUGUUGGGAGUCAUGUUACGCCUGUCCUGGGAGCUCACAGUGCUCACAUGCAUAGAAAUGCCACUCUUAGCCGUAGUGCAAAAUAAAUACAGCGCCUUGAGUAAGGAGCUGAAAGAGCAGAUUCAGGACUGCCAAGCUCAGAACGCAGACUUGGCUUCUCAGACGAUCAGCGGGAUUCAAACCGUCCGCAGCUUCAAGGCAGAGAAAGAUGAACUCAGGAGAUAUCAGGAGGCUCUGGAGCAGAUGCGCAUCGCUAAAAGACGUUCAGGAAUCUACAGUUCAGUCUUUCUCUUAUUACGGAGGCUGGUGUCUCUGGGGAUAAAGAUACUGAUGCUGUUGCAGGCCCGCACCCUCAUCUCGUCAGGAAAGCUCAGCAUCGGCAGUCUUGUGUCCUUCUUCUUGUAUCAGAAGCCCUUGUCAGUCAAUUUAAAGGAAAUAUUGUACUGCUAUGGUGAGACAGUGUCCACAGUUGGGGUCAUUUCCAAAGUGUUCAGCUACCUGGACAGGACACCAAAGUGUAAGGAAGAGGGAGGUUUAGCUCCUGAAAAGCUGCAGGGAAGGAUUGUUUUCAAAAAUGUCACCUUCAGCUAUCCAGACAAACCAGCUCUGAAGUCGGUUUCGAUGGAGCUGCAGCCAGGGAAGAUGACAGCCCUGGUGGGUCCCUCCGGCAGUGGAAAGACCACCUGUGUCAGCCUCCUGAAGAGACUGUAUGAGCCUCAGGAUGGUCAGAUCCUGCUGGACGGAGAGCCGCUGCACCUUUACAAACACAAAUACUUCCAUCAGAAGGUAACCCUGGUUUCCCAGAAUCCCGUGCUUUUCUCUGGCUCUCUGAGAUACAACAUUGAAUACGGCCUGCAGGACUGCAGCAUCGAGAAGGUUAAAGAAACUGCAAAUAAGAUCAAGGCAAAUAAGAUCAUCUCUGACAUGGAAAACGAGUAUGAUACAGAUGUAGGAGAAGGCGGAGGCCGUCUUUCAGGAGGAGAGAAGCAGUGCAUCGCUGUCAUCAGAGCUCUGGUUCGAGACCCGCAGGUCAUCAUUCUGGAUGAAGCAACCAGCAAACUGGAUGCUCAGGCACAGCAUUCAGUGCUGAAGGAGAUUCUGGCUUCCGGCCGGACGGUGCUGGUCGUGGCUCAUCAGCUGAUGACGGUGCAAGAGGCCGAUCACAUCAUCUUCUUGGAGAACGGUGUGAUUGUGGAGGAGGGGACACAUAGCAAGCUGAUGGCCAAGGAAGGACGCUACUAUCGCCUGAAGGAGGAGCUGUUCUCUCAGGACAGCUGAGGAGAGCUGAUGACCUGCAGAAAAUGAAAGGGUAGUUUGAUGUGCAUGUUUCAGCGUUUGCGAGGAGCAGAACCGGUGGCGUUAACCUGUUUGUAUCAGGAGAAUUCAGCUGUUUGUCAUGAAACUGAAAACUGUGACGUCAGACUGACAUAGGCUAACCUGCACCAGUGUUGGAUGUGGAUGAAUGUUUGACCUUCAAAGCAGAUGUUUGGUCACUGGAGCAACUUUAUUCAGCAUAAAGAUUAAAUCAUCCUUUAACAUCCACUUCACGUGGAGAGACUAUCGUGAUCAUGAUCCUUUAGCUACCCUGACUUAUUUUAGAGAUGUACUGCUUCAGUCCAGAGGGAACAGUUCAUGUAAUUCAUUGACAGUGUUGGGAAUAAUUUGGGAUUUCCUCCCACUAAACAACUAUGAAUGACGCCAUGAGACAGUAGCUCAGAGGGAAAGGUCUGUUCUCUAAAAUUCAGUUUUCUGAUUCUGGUGUCUUUGUAUUAGCAGAUCACAGAGGUCAUCUUUGUGUGACCUGCUAAUGAGCAGCUCAGCAGAAAAAUCCAGCAUCCCUGUUUUGUUCCCAGCUCGAUGGUGUUCUGCUAAUAAUGAUGAUGAUGAUGAUGAUGGCUUUUCCUCACUGCUUUUUAUGCUGUGUGUGAGUCUGUGUUACCUUAAAGCUUUUGCCGUGUCUUUAGUGUGAAUAAAACUGCUUAUAGCUCUUUAACAGAAGCUCUCUUUGAGGUAAAACGUUGUCACUGAUGUUCAUCAUUCGUCCCAUCCCGUCAGUUGAUGAUCAUGGUUUCCAGCAUCGAUGGGCUCUCCUCGGACUCCAGAUGAAAUACUGUUUUUGGAGGAUUUUGAUGUCUUUGUUUUGAACUUCAAUUAUUAAAAUUGUUUUUGACAGAAAAAAA
Molecule: messenger RNA, 3662 nt
Organism: Archocentrus centrarchus (flier cichlid)
Lineage: Eukaryota; Metazoa; Chordata; Actinopteri; Cichliformes; Cichlidae
Gene: tap2t
Product: transporter associated with antigen processing, subunit type t, teleost specific
Exons: 13
Coding region: 634-2760 (708 amino acids)
Biological process (GO): transmembrane transport
Cellular component (GO): membrane
Molecular function (GO): ABC-type oligopeptide transporter activity; ATP hydrolysis activity; ATP binding
Source: RefSeq, a predicted model, not a curated record